Vitrella brassicaformis is the source of this 2734-nucleotide messenger RNA. NCBI's taxonomy places the organism in Eukaryota, Vitrellaceae. The record is from the annotation of a GenBank genome assembly.
UCAUGGGAGCGGGGUCUCGCCGUCCAGCAUCUUUCGCUUGGACGGUAGCUGCUUCUUGGCUGAGAGACACACAUAAGCAGACAGUGAAUGACUCAUGGCCAGACGCAACGCUGCCUGCACGCAUCCUCUUAGAAUACCGGGCGUCUUCUCGGGCACCGGUGGCAGAAUGGGCUUCUUGUCCCGAGAAGCCACCCUGAAGCGGCUCCCUGUCGCCUGGUGGAGGUGCUUGUUGCGUGCUUUCUCACGCAGGCGCUCCUGGAACGUCUUGCCCUUGGCCGCAAACUGAAAGCGCACCAGGACACCAUCGAAAGUCAAAAGCUUUCAACAUAACGGUGGCGUUGACGGUGCAGCUCACCUCCUGCAUGAACUGGCCCACUCUCCUAGUCACCUCGAGCAUCUCCGCCAGCAGCCUCUCAUCGGGGUCCUCGAGCACCAGGGCGCCGCUGGAGUUGCUGCGUCGGGGCAGCAGACGUGCGGGCAGCGUUCGGCAGCCCUCUGUUGCCGCCGGCUGGUGCUCCUCCUCGCUCGCCGUCUCCUCCUCUCCCUCGCCGGCCGUCUCCCCUUCCUCGGGCUCCUCCUUGAUGACCUCCUCGUCAAGGUCAAAUUGGUCGCGCAUGUCGACUUCGACAACGGCCUCUGAGUCGCUCAUCAUGUUGGCGCUCCUUGUCAAGCGCUUUCUCUGAUCCCCAGAAAUGCAGAAAACGGUUGCGAAGAUAUUUGUAUCUGCAGAUGUUGUAAUCGGACGUACUGGAUCUCUUCUUGGGAGGAUUUGGGCGUGGGCCAAACGUCCUGUCAAUGGGGCGGCGGGGGAUGCCGACGAGGAAGGGUGGGCGCCAUCCUGGGAGCGGGGUCUUACCGUCCAGCAUCUUCUGCUUUGACGGUAUCUGCUUCUUCGCUGAGAGACACACAUAAGCAGACAGUGAAUGUGUGAUGGCCAGAGACACCGCAGCGGUCUGCACCCAUUCUCUCGGCAUACCUCCGAAAUCUUGCUUCCUCCCCGAAUUUGUGCACAUAUUCUGCGCCUACAUAAGCCGCCGCACAUUCUUGUGAUUUUGUUGAUCGUCUCGCCUCCCCGGCCGAGUAUCAGCCCCCUCUCGGUCUGAUGCAGGAAUGAAAGCGCCACACACACAUGCGUGGACGUAUAUCUCAGCCAUGAGUGUGUAUUUGCUCAUCACUGGCGAGUUCAUCUCGAAUUUCUCGCGGAUGAGCUUGCCGGGCCUUGGCGGGUUUGCCGGCAGAUGGCCGAUGACUUCAUCGAUGCUCUGGCCCGCCGCCAGGGACUUGAGGGUGCGAUCGAACUCGUGCAUCAUCCGGGCGCGCAUCUGAACAGGAGCAUCAGAGGCAGAGACAUGUGUGUGUGCAUGCAUCUGCGGCUCCAUGCAAUCGUCUGUAUACCUGCGGCUUCACCGUGUACAUGCUGUCGGUCUCUAUCGGGUCCUCGACCCACAUGUCCUGAAGAGGCAGGGGAACUUCUCGCGUCAAAGCAAGCCUUUUGUCCAUUCAUUUUGUUGCUGGGUACCUCGGGGUGGUCAGCAUAGUCCGUCUCCCUAUCGUCGGCCCUCUGUGAUGUCUGCAGGCGCACAUGCCACAUGCCGUGAUGUGGUAUCCCCUCUCUCCUUCUCAUGUUACUUACGGUGGCGCUGUCUGUGUUGAUGUAUUUUCUCUGUCGUCGGUGUCGCUGCAGGUAUUCUGCUUUGGUGACGACGUCGGGGGCCAGGCGGAUGGCGACGACGUAUUUGCGGACAUCGAGCUGCUCCUUGUAGAAACUAAACAAGAUAGAAUCAAAGGAGAGAAGGUACACAAGCAGGGUUUUUGGCUGUGUCUCCAUCCCUCCCUCCCUGUCUAUCUCCCUGUGUGUGCGUAUAUAUGAGGCCUACUCACCUGAAAAACUCAUACAAGAGCUGGGGCAGCUCGAGAUUCGCGCCGUUGGCGGCGUAGGGGUUUACCCGUCGCCUGUCACACACACACAUAAAAGAGCUCGAUAAGUAUCUCAGGGAAUCUCCUGUCUGCGGCUCAAUUCACCUGAAGUUCCUUCUUCUCUCCAGCUCCUGUCUCGCCUCCUUGGGUGGAGGGAAUUGGGGCUGCCGCUCAUCAUUCGCUCUCCCUGAUCACACACAUGACACAAUUGUGACGAGAAUGGCCCUGCAGAUCUCGUCAUCGGACACACUGGAGCUCUUUUCGUAGGGGCUUGAAGGUGGGAGGCGGGCCAAAUGUUCCGUCCAGGGGGCGGCGGGCGACACCCACUAGGAACGGCUUCGGGGCAGGUGGCCUCGCUCCCGGCAGCAGCGUCCCGUCCAGCAUCGCCUUCCUUGCGGGCACGGGCUUCUCGGCUGAGAGAGACGCAGAGACAGGCACACGGCUUGUCUUUCGAGGUAUCCUCUCAGCGCACCUCUUGUCUGCUCCGGCACCGACGGCAGCUUGGGCUUGGGCUUGCUGUAGCCGCUGCCGGCGACCUUCCUUAGGUGUCGGUGCUCACUCUCCCGCAGCCGCUCCUGGAACGUCUUUGACUUGUUUUUGAACUGAGAAGCCAACCAGGAUACCAUUCGAAAGUUGAGAGCUUCCAAUCGAAUGGCGCAUUGUGGGUGCAGCUGACCUGCUGCCUGAGCCGCUCGCGCCGUUGGUUUGUUGCAGCGAUCUCCCUCAAGGCCCGCUGGAAUGGCGUCUCCUGGCAGUCGGCCCCCUCCUCUCCCUCGUCUGCCGCCUCCUCGGCAACGAGCUCGACAGCCGACGCCAU